CCAUAGCCAUGUCAGAGCCAUAUACUACCUCUGAUGAUGAACCUGAGGACAGCCUAGCUGGUAACCCUGGUAACGCUGGUAACGCUGGUAACGCUGGUAACACCAACAACUCCCCACCUGAACUAGUAUACACAAAGGAAGGAUUUGAAGAUUUCCUCCAACAAUCUGAGUUAUCCGGAAUAUCACGUGACCGCCAGGACGAACUGAUCUCCCUGUUCCUAGCUCAGGACAUCCCUCUGGAGACCAUUAUCCUAGACACUAUACAGAGAACAAUAGAGCUGCUGAGGAGGAACAAGCUGAGAGUGGUGGUGUUGGUGGUGGUGUUGGGCUUGUUGGGGUUCGUGGUGGUGAACGAGUUCAGGGCCAGGAGGGGGUACCAGGAUUAUCAGCCCUGGCAGUUUGAGAUGUCUGCCCUGCUGAGACACUGGCAGCUUAGUUGUCUUGGUUGGUUUGAUUGGAAUGUGUUAUUCAAUCGAGAGUGUUACCUUGACAACCCUUACUACUUCUUCACUCACCCUAAUGAUGCUCCAGAGAUUGAUUGUGAGAACGCUGCCAGAGAACUUACAUUUUCUUAUGCUUCCUCUUACACUGGUAUAUUUAACAGUAAGAAGUUCCCUUUGCCUCUCGUUCUCAAUGAAGCACAAGAGGGUUGGAGUAUCAGGGCUAACUUCACACUGGACGACCUUCACAAGAUAUUAUCAGUUAACCCGGAUAAGAACUACCCGUGUGUGAACUACAUGGGUGAUGCUCAGGCCGGACCUGACUGUUCGCGUGACCCCCUCAGGGCUCUUAUAGAUGGGCAACUUGCCAAGGAAGAUGGAACCCCCCUUCAUCUCAUCUUUAUGGACGGGUGCACAAGACCAAGUAACAAGAUUCUGAGAGGUCUGACCAAGCGACCCAUCUUCCUAGAUCCCCACAUUGAAUCACUGCAAAGUGUAAAAGCCAUUACCGCCAAGGGUAUACCGAAGGGUACUUCAGCCAAAGUAACUGUAAGACUGUACGAUCAGGACGGACAGCGUGACCAAGAGUACGGUUUCACGUGGUUAGCACAAGUGAUAGGCACUUCCACCAUCACUGUCAGGGACCUGGACUGUCCUCAGAAUAAACCUAAUAUCUACACCAUGCAACCUGGUGAUAUCGUAUCUAUUGGACCCGAAGAUUCUCUUGAGUUGGCGAUACCAGGGCCAGAAGAGUCCUUCCUUCUCUACACUAACUUCAAAGUCAAACCGUAACUUUGUGUACAAGUUUGGUGUUCUCUUAAUUAGUUAGAAAAGUUUACCAUUAGUUUGAUAAUUUUAAUUUAAACUCAAUUCGUGUAAUUUUCGGUUCUAUCAUAAAUUAUUUGCAUUUGACCACAGUUUUUCGUUUGGUUUUGGGGCACCUGAACUACCUUCAUAUUAACAUAUUGAGACUACGUCCGCCCAAGUUAUUGCUGCAGUACCUAUCAAACAUUUGUAAAAUAUGUAUUUUGAAAAUUUUAAUUUUUAGUAUGUUCAGUAAUUUUAAUUCAAUUUUAUUUUCUUAUUUCCCAACGAAGAUGAAUUUUAUUGACUACUCAC
Bolinopsis microptera is the source of this 1559-nucleotide messenger RNA. RefSeq lists its product as uncharacterized. The transcript is spliced from 7 exons. NCBI's taxonomy places the organism in Eukaryota, Metazoa, Ctenophora, Tentaculata, Lobata, Bolinopsidae. The record is from RefSeq and is a predicted model, not a curated record. Bases 9 to 1232 code for a protein of 407 amino acids.